AUGCAGUGCCAAAGUUCCAUAGACCGCGACCGGUACCCUACCCUACACAGCAAAGUAGACGAAGAACUGGAUCGUUUGCAACAGGAGGGAAUAAUUCGACAAAUUAACAGAAGCGAGUGGGCAUCACCUAUUGUAAUUGUAAGGAAGGCUGACGGGUCGAUACGGGUGUGUGGUGACUACAAAGUUAGUGUGAACCCUUACCUAGAGACGGAAUGCUACCCAAUGCCUAAUCCGCAAGACCUGUUUUCAACCCUAGCAGGGGGAAGAGUCUUUACUCGUUUGGACAUGAAACAGGCAUACCAACAAAUGAAGAUUAGCCCAGACUCUCGGGCAUACUUGACAAUCAAUACUAGCAAGGGACUCUUUGUGUAUACAAGGAUGCCGUUUGGAAUCACAUCUGCACCUGCUAUUUGGCAAAAGGCCAUGGAUGAAAUUUUAGCAGGCAUUCCAGGAUGCAUAUGCUACUUAGAUGACCUACUGGUAGUAGGAGGUAGCCAGGAGGAACAUGACCAGCGGUUAGACAUUGUGUUGGACCGACUGAGUAAGAGAGGUAUUCGACUAAAAGAAGAGAAGUGCACAUUCAACACUUCCGGAAGUGGAGUAUUUGGGGCACCUAAUUAG
This is a messenger RNA of Corticium candelabrum, 621 nucleotides long. RefSeq lists its product as uncharacterized. The transcript has a single exon. Bases 1 to 621 code for a protein of 206 amino acids. The record is from RefSeq and is a predicted model, not a curated record. Lineage: Eukaryota; Metazoa; Porifera; Homoscleromorpha; Homosclerophorida; Plakinidae.